AUGCAGCUGAGGAAUCUACGGCCUUUCUUUCUCCUGUUCCUAUCUGCGAUAGCCUCCUUCGGCGCAAAAGCCGUCGAUGAUGGUCUCACAACACGAGAGAGCGGCGGUCCCAGCGGGCCGUUACCUGAUUUCGACAAGAUUGAAAGACAGAACGCCGUCAUCGAGCAAAAACUGGCCCAGCAGAAAAUCAAUGGUGUGCGGAAGAUGAGUGACGAUGAAGGAGAGAAGUUCUUUCUCGAUUACUGGAUCUUUGAUGACGAUCUGGAGGGAUACAAUCUGGGGAACGUUAGCGUAGCCCCAAGAGGAGCUUUGGAUGACACGCAAUCGUCCGAUGUCUGGUCGAAUGCGUCCAGUCUCACGCAAUUUCGGCCUGCUUUUCUCUUGCAUACAGACGAGCAAGCGGAGUUGUUCCAUCUGGCAGAGCGUUAUUCCGGCCCUGCCAGAAGGGCUUUGUCAAUGCUGAUGAAGCGGGAUUUCAAGUGUCCCACCGGCACGUUCAGCUGCACUUCGAUCAAUAGGCCGGACAGCUGCUGUAGCAACGGCGAUACCUGUCAGCUGAUACAGGACACGGGUCUUGGAAGUGUUGGCUGUUGCCCACAAGGCGAGACGUGCUCAGGAGGCGUCAGCUCCUGCGGUUCGGGAUAUACCGGCUGUCCUAGCAGCCUGGGAGGUGGAUGCUGUAUCCCAGGGUACGAAUGUGUCAGUGGAGGAUGCGCUUUUGUGUCGACCUACACAGUGACUGAAUAUUCUACAACUCGUGUAGUGUCCUCAACAGUGACAACUCCAGCAUUGACGUCCAUGUCCACGUCGACAACUGCUUCAACUAGCACAAGCAUAACGAGUUCUACCCAAGGCUCUACGUCACACGGUCUUACACCUCCCGUACGGCCAACGACUGAAUCUCAAACCACCAUUACUUCUACCGGCGGUGCCUCGGUCUGCCCUACGGGCUUCUACGCCUGCUCUGCGGUGUACCACGGCGGCUGCUGCCGUACCGGCCGCGACUGCGACACAACGUCCUGCCCCGCAAUGUUGUCUACUACCGUAAUCAAUUCGGACGGCGUCACGGUCGUUGCGCCUGUUCCUACUGCUCCUCCUGCCACAGAAGGCUCCUGCGCAAGCGGCUGGUACAGCUGUGCCGCUUCUGUCGGUGGCGGAUGCUGCCCAAGCGGAUUUGUGUGCGGAUCAAGCUGUACAGCCACGGCAGCCACAGCUGCAACGGUGGCCAAAGUCCAACCUACUGGACCAGGUAGACGGAACAGGAUGGACUUGUAUUGCCUGGGAGCUUGUGUGCUAGGAGCGCUGUGCUUUUUGCUGUGA
Rasamsonia emersonii CBS 393.64 is the source of this 1320-nucleotide messenger RNA. RefSeq lists its product as uncharacterized. Bases 1 to 1320 code for a protein of 439 amino acids. The record is from RefSeq and is a predicted model, not a curated record. The transcript is spliced from 2 exons. Lineage: Eukaryota; Fungi; Ascomycota; Eurotiomycetes; Eurotiales; Trichocomaceae.